Molecule: messenger RNA, 1530 nt
Organism: Aspergillus affinis
Lineage: Eukaryota; Fungi; Ascomycota; Eurotiomycetes; Eurotiales; Aspergillaceae
Gene: bgt2
Product: GPI-anchored beta-1,3-endoglucanase EglC
Exons: 2
Coding region: 1-1530 (509 amino acids)
Biological process (GO): cell wall organization
Cellular component (GO): extracellular region; fungal-type cell wall; cell surface
Molecular function (GO): 1,3-beta-glucanosyltransferase activity; glucan endo-1,3-beta-D-glucosidase activity
Source: RefSeq, a predicted model, not a curated record
AUGCAGCUCACCAACCUUCUCGCUCUCGCUCUGUCCCUCGCGGCUGCCGAGGCUGCCCACAAGGGUUUCAACUACGGCGCUGCUAAGUCCGAUGGCAGCAGCAAGGUGCAGGCCGACUUCGAGGCCGAAUUCAAGACCGCCAAGAACCUCGAUGGCGCCUCCGGAUUCAACAGCGCCCGAUUGUACACCAUGAUCCAAGGUGGCUCCACCAACGACCCCAUAUCCGCCAUCCCUGCCGCCAUCAAGGAGAAGACCUCCCUUCUGCUCGGCCUCUGGGCCUCCGGUGGUGGCAUGGACAACGAAAUCGCCGCCCUCAAGAACGCCAUCGAUAAGUACGGUGAGGACUUCACCAAGUUGGUCGUCGGUAUUUCCGUCGGUAGCGAGGAUCUUUACCGUAACUCCUACGAUGGUGUCAAGUCCAACGCCGGCAUUGGAAUCGGCCCCGACGAGCUCGCCGGCUACAUCAAGAAGGUCCGUUCAACCAUCUCCGGUACCAGCCUGAGCAAGGCUUCCAUUGGUCACGUCGACACCUGGACUGCCUGGACCAACGGCUCCAACUCGGCCGUUGUCGAGGCCGUCGACUGGCUGGGUUUCGACGGAUACCCCUUCUUCCAGAACACCAUGGACAACUCCAUCUCCGAUGCCAAGAAGCUGUUCGACGAGUCCGUUGAGAAGACCAAGUCCGUUGCCGAUGGCAAGGAGGUCUGGAUCACCGAGACCGGAUGGCCCGUUAGCGGCGACAAGCAGAACCUGGCUAUCGCCAACACCGAGAACGCUAAGAAGUUCUGGGAUGAGGUCGGAUGCCCCCUGUUCGACGAGGUCAACACCUGGUGGUACAUCCUCCAGGAUGCUGCUCCCACCACCCCUAACCCCAGCUUCGGUAUUGUCGGCAGCGAGCUGACCACCAAGCCUUUGUUCGACCUGACCUGCUCCAACAAGAACUCGACCAGCUCCUCCGGCUCCGGCUCUGGCUCUAGCUCCUCCGGCUCCUCUGGAUCUUCGGGCUCCAAGAACUCCGACGGUUCCAGCUCCUCUGGUUCGUCUGGACACUCCUCUGGCUCCGGCUCAGGCUCCGGCUCGUCUUCCUCCGGCUCUUCUAGCUCUUCAGGCUCCUCUUCCUCUGGAUCUGCUGGCGCCGACGCCAGCGGCUCCGUGACCGCCUCUUCUUCCGCCGCUGCCGGUACUGGUGCUUUCCGUGGACGUCCCCCUUACAACUUCGGCAAGGGCGGCUACAACUUCACCCACGGCUACAACUCCACCCACCCUAGACCCUCCAAGACCUCCGGCUUCCACUCCGCUUCUACCUCCGGAAGCUCCUCUGGCUCUGGCUCUGGCUCUGGCUCUGGAUCCGGUUCCGGAUCCGGCUCCGGAUCUGGCAGCGGCAGCGGCAGCGGCUCUGGCUCCGACGCCUCCAGCAGCACUGGCAGCUCUCCCUCUUCCAGCAUCACUCCUUCCAGCGGUGCUGCCAGCCUUUCCAGCUCCAUCUUCGGUGCUGCUGUUGCUGUCGGUGCUUUCGUCGCUCUGCUGUAA